Molecule: messenger RNA, 876 nt
Organism: Exophiala xenobiotica
Lineage: Eukaryota; Fungi; Ascomycota; Eurotiomycetes; Chaetothyriales; Herpotrichiellaceae
Exons: 5
Coding region: 1-876 (291 amino acids)
Biological process (GO): transmembrane transport
Cellular component (GO): membrane
Molecular function (GO): myo-inositol:proton symporter activity
Source: RefSeq, a predicted model, not a curated record
AUGGCCCCGGCUCGAAUUCGAGGAGCUCUCGUCAUGUUCUGGCAACUUUGGGUCGUGGCUGGUAUCUUCUUGGGCUUCUGUGCUAACGUGAUUGUCAAAGACGUGGGUGCCAUCGCCUGGCGUCUCCAGCUCGGCUCGGCCUUCAUCCCAUCCCUCUUCCUUCUCGUUGGGAUCUUUUUCUGUCCCGAGUCACCUCGCUGGCUCAUGAAGCAUGGUAAAUACGCUCAAGGGUUUCGAUUCAUGUCACGCUUGCGCGCUCAUGCGAUCAUCGCCGCACGGGACUACUACUACUCGUGGGUGAUAUAUGAGGAGGAAAUGCGAGAGGCGAGUGGCGCGGGCUACUUCGCCCGUUUGUGGGACUGUUUCGCCGUAUUCAGGAUCAGGCGAGCCAGCUAUGGCGCCUCGACCGUCAUGAUCGCUCAGCAGAUGUGCGGUAUCAACAGUGAGGCACUUGCCGCCUGUCGCGUUACGAAAAGUACUGACACCGUGGCCUUAUACGCGUCCCUGGGCUAUGGUGCUGUUCUGGUCGUUUCAACGAUUCCGGCCUUGUUCCUCAUUGACACCAAAGGUCGAAGAACCUUGACUUUGGCUACCUUCCCCUUUAUGUCUAUCUUCCUACUAGCCGGUGGCCUGUCUCUUCUGAACACGUCGGUUAGCCGUGGCUCACAGAUUGGGCCGGUGGUCUUAUUCGUCUACCUCUUCACUAUCACCUACUCUUUGGGUGAAGGACCAGUCGCAUUCCAGUACUCUGCCGAGGUGUUCCCUACCAUCCAGCGAGAGCAAGGGAUGGCUUGGGCCGUGUGCAUCAACAAUACUUUCGGUGGAAUCUCAGAAAACCCCCCGGCCAUUGAGACCUCACUCACAAUGUCUUUGUAG